Messenger RNA from Schistocerca serialis cubense, 622 nucleotides. RefSeq names its product glutathione S-transferase-like. NCBI's taxonomy places the organism in Eukaryota, Metazoa, Arthropoda, Insecta, Orthoptera, Acrididae. The transcript has 4 exons. The record is from RefSeq and is a predicted model, not a curated record. Gene Ontology annotation, molecular function: glutathione transferase activity. Bases 8 to 622 code for a protein of 204 amino acids. Gene Ontology annotation, biological process: glutathione metabolic process.
CCUAGAGAUGGCACCAAAAUAUAAGUUAACUUACUUCCCCAUAAUGGGUCUGGCCGAGCCCAUACGUUUUCUUCUAUCCUAUGGCAAGACUGAAUUUGAAGAUGUACGAUGUGAGAUGGAGAAGUGGCCAUCAAUGAAAGAAUCAACGCCCUUUGGGCAGCUUCCAGUUCUUGAAAUCGACGGGAAGAAGACGUGGCAGUCUCACGCUAUAUGUCGUUACUUAGGCAAGCAAAUGGGCUUGGCUGGAGCUAAUGACUGGGAAGAUCUCCAGAUUGACAUGGCUGCUGAUACAAUAUCAGACAUAAGAAUGAAAAUGGUAAGUCAUGCACAUGAGACUGACGAAACAUUAAAGCAAAAGAAGAAAGCAGCAGUCAUAAAUGAAAGUCUACCAUUUUUGUUGCCAAGACUAGAUCAAAUGGUGAAGGAAAAUGGAGGUUAUCUUGCAAAUGGCAAGCUUUCAUGGGCAGACCUCUAUUUUGUAGCACUGAUCGACUACCUCAGGGGCAUUAUUGGAUUUGAUAUAACAAAAGAUUAUUCAAACCUUGCUGUGCUCAAAAAGACCGUACUUGAAAUACCAGCUAUUAAACAGUGGGUUGCGAAGAGACCAAAAACUGAAAAGUGA